Messenger RNA from Eimeria maxima, 1275 nucleotides. RefSeq lists its product as hypothetical. The record is from RefSeq and is a predicted model, not a curated record. NCBI's taxonomy places the organism in Eukaryota, Apicomplexa, Conoidasida, Eucoccidiorida, Eimeriidae. The coding region runs from base 1 to 1275 and encodes 424 amino acids. The transcript is spliced from 7 exons.
AUGUGGAGGGAUUUAUCUAUAAUAGGUGUAGUUAUAUUUGUUUUUUUCUUCUGUUUAUCCCAAUUUGAGGUCCAUGAUACAAAAGCAUUUAAUUGUUUAUUAAAGGAAGAAAAACAAAAAAAAAAUAAUCCUUAUUUCUUACCAUUAGAGGGUAAUCCUCCUGCAUAUGUAGCUAGAGGAGCAUUACCUUGUGUAGAAGAUGUUGUUGCUUUUGCUAAUGCUAAGAGAGCAGGACCUGAUGGUAUUAUUGGUACAGAGGACGAUCAAUUAACAAUAGAAGAACAUCUUGAUUUACUUGGUGCAUCUUUAGAGGCAAACUUUGUUGGUGGUUAUUGGGUCUAUUCUCCUUUCUUCCUUUCUUAUGAGCAUUACGGAGAUGCAGAUGAGGUUCUUCUUCUGAGGGUUUUGCCUCCAGGGGCAAACUUUGUUAUAAAUACAGGAGGGCAGAAUAGGCAUAUCUUCCCUAUUGAGGGUUCUCUAACAGUAGCAAGAGAAGCACCUCUAAGGCCUCUGCAGCUGCUGCCAAGACUGCCGCAGCAGCAGCAGCAGCAGCAGCAGCAACAGCAGCAGCAGCAGCAACACUUGACGGCCUCUUCUCCUGUUCUUGCAACCUCUAUGAGACUCAAACCCGGAAGGAAGGUUCUCGUUGGAGCACCUGAUGCUCGAGGAGCUAUAUACUUGGAGCACAUAACCGCGCAUGUGCCUCGCGCUGCCUUCACGAUGUUUGCUCUCCCUGCCCUCGUCUAUGGCUGGGACUUAGAGUCUGCAUUAAUAUCUUUGCGUGGUUUAUAUUCGAGUUUAUUUGAGAAUGUGAUUGUACCAUUAUCUGAAUUAUUAUGGCGUGAUGAAGGUGCAGCAGCAGCAGCAGCAGCAGCAGCAGCAGCAGGAGGAAGCAGCGAGAGAGUGCAGCAAAAAGGAGAAAGACAAGCACUAUCUGAUGCAUUAGAGACAGAGGCAGAAGAAGUGUUUAAUUUAGCCAGGGAAUUAAAGAAAAAAGCUGCAGAAACCCUAAACCCUAAUAAGCCUGCUGCUGCUGCUGCUGCUGCUGCUGCUUCUGCUGCUUCUAGCGGUGGUACUGGUGCUGCUGGAGGACAGAAACAGCAGCAACAGCAGCAACAGCACAAACAGCAGCAGAAACAACAACAGCAGCAGCAGCAGAAACAGCAGCAGAAACAGCAGCAGCAGCAGCAGCAAGAAGAUAUUGAUGAUGAUGAUGAUGAUGAGGAAGAAGAAGAUAAUGAACAAGAUGAACCCUUAGAACAUGACGAACUCUAA